Messenger RNA from Vigna unguiculata (cowpea), 373 nucleotides. Its product is annotated as hexose transporter. Lineage: Eukaryota; Viridiplantae; Streptophyta; Magnoliopsida; Fabales; Fabaceae. The record is from RefSeq and is a predicted model, not a curated record.
AUUGGAAUGAGAAUGGAAUUGAAAAAUGUUGUGAAGGACAAGAAAUUUUGGAUGGCAUCUUUCAUCAUUGCUUGGGCUGCAGCUCUUCAGGGUCACAUGAUGUGGUUGCAGCGCCAGAAUUCAUUCAAAGAAAAAUUCGGUAACCCCCAAGAUCAUCCUCAAAACCCUAAUUAACUCACUGCUUCACUCUCUUAGAUCACACCUUCACUUCUAUUCUGUUUCUAUGCUUCAAUUUAUUUACAAUCUGAAUUAUGCAUAUGUUUAUCAAUCUGAAUUAUGCAUAUGUUGUACGUUUAUCGACUGUGAAACUACUGGAUAGCACAUUUUAAAACAGAAACGAUGAAAUCUAAAAGCAGACUAAAAUUAUUCUCAA